UGGGAAUUCCAAAUCAACAGUUAGAUCGCUACUUUGAAGAUUCCAAGGUGUUGGUUGACAGGAGGCCACUAUCACAAUGGCAAACUGAUGAAGAAAAGGAAUCUGCUGCUGUUUAUGUUAGCUCGGGGACUACCCUUGAUGCCAAAAUGGUUGCUGAAAAUGCUAGGGGAAUGACACCAGUUUAUAUUCUUUUGCUAAAUGGAGGUGUAGGUUUUGAUAACAUGGUUUACACACUUACUAAUAAAAGAGGGAUGGAGGAGGGUGUUGCUUAUGCUGAAAAUCAGAAUAAGCCUAUGGUGGUUGACAGCGUGGUAAUAGUCCUGGGGGCCUUGGCGAAGUCAGGGGUGCAUCCACAGAAUAUUGCAAUUGAAGAAUCAGUGCUCACUCAAUCUGAGGCCAAGCUGGGGAUGUUAGUAAGGGGUAAAGUUAAUACUGUUGACAGUUUUUAUGACAUUUUUCAAAUUGCAAGUGGCACGAAAGAAAAUUUCCAGCCUCGACAUAUGUCAGAAAUUGUAGAAAAACUGGGGAAGAGAAGCUUGGAACCUGGUUUUGAAAAUUACCAACUUCUGGUUCUUGAUGUGGGUGUUUGCAAAUUGGUACUUUCUGCCAAGUACGCACUAAUCAGCCC
Messenger RNA from Cuscuta epithymum, 628 nucleotides. The record is from the annotation of a GenBank genome assembly. Lineage: Eukaryota; Viridiplantae; Streptophyta; Magnoliopsida; Solanales; Convolvulaceae.